AUGACGAGGUUGACUGCUCGUGUCCAAAAGGUGAGGGAUGAGCUUGAACAACUUUUGGAUGAUGACGAUGAUAUGGCCGAUCUUUACUUGUCAAGAAAAUUGGCUGGUACAUCUUCACCUGUAAGUGGAUCAGGUGGUGCCAGUUGGUUCCAUGCAUCUCCUACCAUCGGCUCAAAGAUAUCCAGGGCUAGUAGGGCAAGUGUUGCAACAGUUCGGGGAGAUGAGAAUGAUAUUGAGGAGCUUGAGAUGUUGCUUGAGGCUUACUUUAUGCAGAUUGAUGGCACAUUAAACAAAUUAACUACGUUGCGUGAGUAUAUUGAUGAUACAGAGGAUUAUAUAAACAUUCAGCUUGACAAUCAUCGAAAUCAACUGAUACAGUUAGAGCUCUUUCUAAGUUCAGGAACAGUGUGUUUAGCCAUCUACUCAUUGGUGGCUGGAAUAUUUGGGAUGAACAUCCCAUAUACUUGGAAUACGGGACACGGUUACAUGUUUAAAUGGGUGGUCAUAGUCACAGGGACUUUCUGUGCCAUGGUGUUUGGACUUAUCAUGUCUUAUGCUCGGUUUAAAGGCCUUGUUGGAUCUUAA
Molecule: messenger RNA, 585 nt
Organism: Ilex paraguariensis (yerba mate)
Lineage: Eukaryota; Viridiplantae; Streptophyta; Magnoliopsida; Aquifoliales; Aquifoliaceae
Source: the annotation of a GenBank genome assembly